GUCGUCCUACCUAUACUAUCUCCAGCGCCGGCACCGCCUAGCGCAAGGCCUUAGGCGUCCGGUCAGCUCGGUAGAAAUGCGGAUGCUCGGCGGGGGCCAGGCGCCGACGACACGUUGCCAUCAUUGCAGCGCUCGUGUUGUUUGGGGUGGAUGUGCAGUCACACCGGGUGGAAGGUGGGUUCAGUGUCGAGCUCAAGCUUACGCCAGCAUGCUCACUCGCGUCGAUACACGCAUCGUAUCCACCUGUACCCAAGAGUUGACGUUUCAAUUGUUAUUCGGUCCAAGCCAGCGGCAGAUUCGUCCCACCCAAUCAAUACUCUUCUCACGCUCCAUCUCUCGCCCACAAUCACAGCACGCUCCACGACGCACUUUCCCAACCCAGGACCCCCCAGCCCCUGCAUCGCCUUCCAAAACAUCCAGCCCUGCUCCCGAUGCACCGAUCAGCGGCGCGCAAUCCACUAGCUCCACAAUGUGGAGGCUAGCGCUGGCGCUCGGCAGCCUUGCCGCAACUACUUCACUUGAGGCGCGGGAGGGGUAACAUGGACCCUGGAAAUAUGUAAACAUCGGAUGUGAGUACGGCAUGUAGGGACGGGGAUUGUGAAGGAGAGAGGAGGCUUGAGAGACAAGGAGAGAGGAUGCUGGAAGGGAGGUUCAGAUUGAGCUGGGAGCUGAUGACUGUGCAGUUGGACUGCUGUGCUACGCACCGAUGGAACGGAUCACCAGGGCAGCUCGCCUCGAAAUGUAUGCUUACAGUGGAGUACGUAUCGGCCCGUAUGGGAUAUGCCGUCUUGAC
Messenger RNA from Paraphaeosphaeria sporulosa, 793 nucleotides. RefSeq lists its product as uncharacterized. NCBI's taxonomy places the organism in Eukaryota, Fungi, Ascomycota, Dothideomycetes, Pleosporales, Didymosphaeriaceae. The record is from RefSeq and is a predicted model, not a curated record. The transcript has a single exon. The coding region runs from base 77 to 538 and encodes 153 amino acids.